This is a messenger RNA of Acanthosepion pharaonis, 633 nucleotides long. Lineage: Eukaryota; Metazoa; Mollusca; Cephalopoda; Sepiida; Sepiidae. The record is from the annotation of a GenBank genome assembly.
AUGUCUUCUCACUGUAAACCAAGUUCUCUUUUCAAAUUAAAUUCUCUUCUCGUUAAAAAUCCUUUUCCUAUUCUUUUCUUUUUUUUUCUAUUCAGUGAAUCCCUAUUUUGUUCAUUACUCUCUCAGCUGAACAAUUAUUAUUAUUAUUAUUAUUAUUACAUCAUUUUCCAUUUCUCUCUAUUCACCUUCUUCAUUCAUUUCUCUAAUUUUGCUCAAUCUAUUUAUCGUCUGCUUUUUAGUAUGUUUAUUUUCUUUUUCUUGUUAUUGUUGUUGUUGCUCUUCUUCUUUUGUUGUUGUUUUCUUUUCUUUUUUCAUUCCUCACUUUUUCAUAGUCUCUCCAUUUUCUUGCUAUUUCGUACACGUUUCCAUCCACUUCUUACUUCUUUUUUUUCAUUCCUUAUUUCUUCUCAUCUGCCUUCCUAUUUUUGCUAUUUUUCAUCUGCCAUUUCUCUAUUUCUUCAUUUAAUCUUAUCGCUUUUUCAUUUUUUACUUCUUCCAUUUUACUUCUUUCUUCUCUCCUUCUUUACUUUCUCCCCUCUCUCUCUCCCUCCCCUCUCUCUCUCCCCCUCUCUCUCUCUCUCUCUCUGGCUUUUUAUUACCCUUUAUUUCUUGUCUUUCCUUUCUUUUUUCUGA